Molecule: messenger RNA, 650 nt
Organism: Rubroshorea leprosula
Lineage: Eukaryota; Viridiplantae; Streptophyta; Magnoliopsida; Malvales; Dipterocarpaceae
Source: the annotation of a GenBank genome assembly
AAUUUCAUCUUUCAUUUCUAAUGAUUCCAAUCCAUUGAACAAUGAUUCACUUUGUCCUUCUUGUUACUCGUCAGGGAAAGGUGAGAUUGACCAAAUGGUAUUCUCCGUAUUCCCAAAAAGAAAGAACUAAGGUAAUCCGAGAGCUUAGUGGGAUAAUUUUGACUCGGGCACCUAAACUAUGCAACUUUGUAGAAUGGAGGGGAUUCAAAGUUGUUUAUAAAAGAUAUGCUGGACUAUACUUUUGCAUGUGCAUCAACCGGGAUGACAAUGAGCUAGAGAUUCUUGAUAUAAUUCACCAUUAUGUUGAGAUUUUGGACAGAUAUUUUGGCAGUGUUUGUGAGCUUGACUUGAUCUUUAACUUCCAUAAGGCGUACUAUAUACUGGAUGAGAUUUUGAUAGCUGGGGAACUUCAGGAAUCGAGCAAGAGAACAGUUAUACGAUUGAUAGACGUUCAGGAUACAAUAGUGGAGGUUGCAAAAGAGCAGGCCAGUUUAGUGGGUAACAUAAUAGCACAGGCCACCAAGUAAUGCCCUGCCAGAUUCUAGCUCGGAUCACAUCACAACCACAAAGUACAAAAAUCUGAUGCAAUGCAGUAUCAUUUGUCAUUCCACCUAUUUGUCAUUGAUGAAUAAUAAAUGCCAUAAUUGCAA